GACAAGUACAAGACUUGUCUCUGCCCUAACUUCAGUCUAGUUUCGUGAUGACUUCACUGUCAAAACAUCCCAAACAAUUAAGGGUAUUUAAACAGUCAAGACUCAGUUUUAUUUGUUUUUAAACUGUUAUACUUAAGUUAAAUUUAUAUUUUAAGAUGGAAAUCAACUUGAUUUAUAUGCUCUGUUUCAAUAUCUUGGUAUUCUUGAGUUUUGUAAAGUUUGGCGAAGCUGUAAGGUGUUACCAAUGCAGUAGUGCUGAAGACCUGAAGGGAGAGGAUAAAUGUGGAGCAUAUAACAAAUUCGAUAAAAGGAAUCACAUUGCGAUAGAGUGCAAUAGUGAAGAAAGUCAUGUGCCUGGCUCAUUUUGCAUGAAAGUUACCCAGCAGAGUCCUAGAGGCUUUAUUUGGAAUGGGAGAUGGCGUCAGGUGAUUCGUCGAUGUGCUUCGGUUUCUGAUACUGGGGUUACGGGAGUCUGUAAUUGGGGCGUAUAUGAAAAUGGCAUUUAUUGGCAAGAAUGUUACUGCUCCGAUGAUGAGUGCAACUCUGCAAAAAAUCCUAGUGUCUCAAAUGUCUUGGUAGGGUUUAGUUUGUCUCUUUUCGUAUUUUGGAGGACAUUUUGGUAACUUCUAAAUACCCAGCUGGAGAACUUAAGUCUACCAUAAUUUUUUCGACUGGUCAUGAUUGAAUUUUAAUACCUAGAAUUAAGUUGUUAGAAUUUGUUAAGUUCCGCAUCAUUCCAUAAUGAUUCAUUAAUGUGAUUAUGCGAAUCUCAAAUGUGUUUGUAAUUUAGAUGGUAGAGUGUUAAUGUUACUGAACUUUUUGUAGUAUCCGUCCAAAUUCCAAAAACAAACACUACGGUGAUAAUGAGAAUCUUAAAUGUUUUUUGUAAUUCAUUGCAAUUGAAAUUCUUCUCGAGUCCGUCCAAAGACAGUUUACAUGUCGCAACGUCUUUUUAAUUUUUAUAUACAGAUAUUUUAUUAAAAUAAUUUUAUUUCGAUUGUUUUACGUUUACUUGUAAGUACUGUAUUGUGUAUAUUCGUAGUAUAUUGUGCCUUAUGUUUUUAUAAAUUGAAUCUGCAGUUUUAGGACUGCUUCUGUUUUGAUGUGACUGUUAAUGUUCUGACUAUUUACAGGUUUUAUAUACUGUUUGUGUUAUAUUUGCUUUGCUUGAGUUCUAAUUCAGAACAGUUUGCAGCAUGUCUGAGGCUCUAUUUCCGUCAAUUGAACAUUGUUUUCAGAACUUUCGAGUUCAGCAGAAUAUUAAGAUAAUAACAAUAACGUAGUUUAUUGAGAAACUUUUUAUACCAUUCAUAAUUCGCAAUAAAAUAUAUUAUUAAAACAUU
Messenger RNA from Dendroctonus ponderosae (mountain pine beetle), 1343 nucleotides. RefSeq lists its product as uncharacterized. The record is from RefSeq and is a predicted model, not a curated record. NCBI's taxonomy places the organism in Eukaryota, Metazoa, Arthropoda, Insecta, Coleoptera, Curculionidae. The transcript is spliced from 3 exons. Gene Ontology annotation, biological process: sleep; positive regulation of voltage-gated potassium channel activity; regulation of synaptic transmission, cholinergic. Bases 156 to 623 code for a protein of 155 amino acids.